UGCCCAGGCAGAGAAAGAGAGAGAGAGAGAGAGAGAGAGAGAGAGAGAGAGACAUAUAAUAUAAUAAUAAGAGAACGCGCGGUUUAUGUAUUUCGACACGAGUCAAAUAAUUCUAAAUAGCGUUCCAAGGUGCGACGACGAUGUUUCAUUUCUGAGCUGGUUCGACAAUUAGAUGAAUUACAUUAGGGGAAUUAAAGCAAAUUAUAUAGUUAUAAUCAAGUUCAAAUCGCAUCAUCAGUUUAAAACCAGCAGAUAAGUUCUCACGAUAUUUAUUUUUCGAUUCGAAUUGAAUUUAAUUGAAUUGAAUAUCCGUUUUAUUUGACAAAAUAUAAAAUUGUACAAAAAGGAUUCGAAUCGCCUGUCUGAGAACCAAUCAGUUCGCGAGAUUGGCGAUCGACUCGAAGCUCCGUUCAGUUUGCAUAGCGUAAUAAAAGAAACAACCUGCAACCGCAACAUUUUUCUGUGUGUUAUCAGCAGCAGGUGCAUGUAUAUACAUGCACACAGUAUGUACUGUAAACAACUGAAAGGAAAACGUUUGAAAACGUUUUAGUCGCGGGAUCGGGAAUAACAGAUUUCUAUUCGUUUCGUCCGUAUAACGUGUAUCGUAAGCGCGGGGGUUAAAACGUAGAGACAGCUGUAAACGCAUACGUGCACGUCAUCUAUAUACGCGUUACGCGUAAUUUCACAGGUUUCUCUCGUCUCUUGUAUCAAAGAUCCCGCAAUUACGUCUAACCACAUACAUCGUGCCUAUCUACUACACACGUAUUAAGGAGAAGUGAUCGUUUAUAUUCAGGGGCAAAGCUUCUCGGAUAAUACCGUCAUCGUCGUCGUCGUCGUCGUCGUCGUCGUCGUCGCCGUCGCCGUCGCCAUUAUCAUCAUCAUCAUCAUCAUUAUCAUCUUCGUUGUCGUCAUCGUCGUCCUUGUAUCAUUAUGGAGACCGACAGGCGAUCAGAUCUGUAUGAAGAAUGGAAAAGACGGGCAUUUCUUGGCCCGCUCCCUCAGGGAUUUCUUCAGCUGGGCGCAGCGGCAGCAGCAGCUGCAGCAGCAGCGGCAGCUGACCGAAAUGCUCAGCAACAGCAAGAAGCAGCGGAUCAACAAGCUGCGCUCGCACUGCAUCAGCUUCAAAUGCAGAAUAUGCCUGCGAUGCAUGAACGUUACGUUGGUAGACUCAGCAUAACGAUCGUUCAGGCUAAAUUAGUGAAGAACUAUGGAAUGACGAGGAUGGAUCCGUACGUAAGACUAAGAGUAGGCCAUGCCGUCUAUGAAACGCACACGUGUUCGAACGGAGCGAAAAAUCCACAUUGGAACAAAGUGAUCGCAUGCUAUUUGCCACCUGGAGUAUCACAGAUAUACGUAGAAAUUUAUGACGAAUGUUCCUUUGUUAUGGACGAAUUAAUUGCAUGGGGUCACAUAGAUAUUCCAUCGCAGGUCCUUCAGAAAGGAGAGACGCACGAGGAUUGGUAUAUGCUCAGUGGAAAACAAGGAGACAAUCAAGAGGGAAUGAUAAAUCUAGUUUUUAGCUUUCUGCCCAAGUGCCAUCCGUACGCGGGUGCAACACCUCCACUUAUGAUGGUUCCUUCGGCGACGAUGUUCGGCAUGACCCGUCCGUACGCACCCAUCAACGUCUACACGGCGCCACCCGGUGUAGCCGCAGUGCCACCCGUUGUCCCCAGUUGUAUGCCAAACGCCGAGGUUGAAUUGAAACAGAUAUCCGAGAUGUUCCCGAACGUGGACAAGGAAGUAAUUAAAUCCGUUUACGACGCGAACAACGGGAAAAAGGAUGUAACCAUAAAUUCGUUACUUCAAAUGUGCGAAUAGAGGCACAAGGGGAGAGGAGACGAUCGAAACUGAUUUUCAAUUCCAAAGGCCAUAUUUGUAUUUCGUCCUGUUGUAUUCCUAUGCUGUAUUCUCUUUAAACUGUAAUAUAUAUAUAUAUAUAUAUAUA
Ceratina calcarata is the source of this 1945-nucleotide messenger RNA. Its product is annotated as toll-interacting protein. The transcript is spliced from 6 exons. The coding region runs from base 931 to 1818 and encodes 295 amino acids. Gene Ontology annotation, cellular component: cytoplasm. Gene Ontology annotation, molecular function: ubiquitin binding; ubiquitin conjugating enzyme binding. NCBI's taxonomy places the organism in Eukaryota, Metazoa, Arthropoda, Insecta, Hymenoptera, Apidae. The record is from RefSeq and is a predicted model, not a curated record. Gene Ontology annotation, biological process: ubiquitin-dependent protein catabolic process.